GUAGAUCUCUUUAAGUUCCAGUAUUUUGAAUCUACCGGUAUAAGUCUUACUACCGGUAUUAUGCCAAUGCAUGUUACAUCACAACAUACACAAGUUAAGGCCAUGGCAGAUAGAGAGAGAAAAACAAGUAACCAAGAAAGGCAAGGUCCAUGACUCUACAGAAGAAUCAACCAAUUUUACAGUAAUUGGUACCAACACAGACCACACAAAAUGGUGGAAGAGCGCAACAUGGGGCUCGAAGUUGAAAGAAUUGUCCUCGAUGAAGUCUGAACAAUGCAAGAUCGUAGGCCCCUUGCGCAUGUGUACUGACAAAGAGUUCUGUCUCAGAACUGAUAAGAGGGAGGGAAUUAAUACAUAUCUGGGCAUCAUGGAUGGUAAAGGAGCAGUGGCAGUAAAGCAGUUUGACAGGACAAAUGCUGACAGUGUCAGGAAAUGUAAACAGGAACUUUCUAUUCUAGCCAUUCAAGGCAACAGAGAACACAUUAUCAGGCACUACCAUUAUGCUCGGGAAAAGAUGUACAGGUAUCUGGCCUUGGAACUUCCAGAGCACACACUACAGGAGUAUGUGCAACUUCUGAAAGAGCAAAAUGAGCUCCAUAGUAAGGCACGUCUGAUAAUUCAUCAGAUAGUUGAGGGACUACAGUCAUUGCAUGAAGGGCCAAGACCCAUCUUACACAGGGAUCUCUGCCCUGCAAAUGUUGUGCUUAAUGCAAAACUAUGUGUGAAGCUGACAGGCUUUGGCAACAGUAACAUUCUGCAGAAGGAAGUGCCUAUCCAGGACUACAAUGAAGGUACACCUUGUUGGAAGGCCAAAGAAUCCCUUUGUUAUUCUACAUGUUCAAAGGAGUCAGACAUCCAGGCUACAGGCAUGCUGGUCUACUUUGUUCUGAGUGGUGGACUGCAUCCAUAUGGUGAACUGGACCAGCCCCAUAUUGUGGAGGAGAACAUCAAGAUGGGUCAACCCACUGGCCUACCUCUAAUUGAUGAUCAAGAAGCGAGAGACAUGAUAGAAUGGAUGCUAGAAGAUAACUCUGCUUAUAGGCCUGAUGUCAAUCAGAUACUUAACCAUCCCUUCCUCGAACAAUGGAAUAAUGGAAAAAGGAUGGAGUUCCUUGAGAGGGUAGGAAAUCAACCUGAAGUGGCUAGUGGGAAAGACAACUCUAGUACCUUGUGGGCAAUCAAUAACAAAUGUAACAAGACCUGUACAUGUGUUGGGGACUGGAAAAACAAAGUUGACGAAAAGCUACUGACUGAAAGUACACGGCCCUAUAACCAGUCAGUAGGAGAUCUGUUACGUUUGAUACGGAAUGUUCGGCAACACUACCAGGAACUGUCAGAGGAACUGCAAGAGCUAGUGGAUGACAAAUACUUCCUCCGACUCUUUCCUUCUCUUGUGGUGCAUAUCUACAAGAUUCUCAGGAAAAGAGCACUAGCGGAUGGCAGCUGGGCCAAAAGGAAAAGUCUGCAAAGAUACUUCAUUCCAAAGUCUUAGCUUUAAGAAGCCUUCCUAAUAGUAUAUACAAUAGUAUUCACACAGUACAAUGUACUUAGUCUAUUGAUGUGCCUUAAGUCAUUCCAAAGUCUUAGCUUUAAGAAGCCUUCCUAUGUACAAUAGUAUUCACACACUACAAUGUACUUAGUCUAUUAAUGUGCCUUAAGUUUCGCAAAGAUACUUCAUUCCAAAGUCUUAGCUUUAAGAAGCCUUCCUAUAUACAAUAGUAUUCACACACUACAAUGUACUUAGUCUAUUAAAAUAAAUGUGCCUUAAGUUUCCAUUUAAAGAAGAUUUCUGAUACUUUAUUGUAUUUUUAUCCCAAACUGUAAAGGGUGUGAAACACCUUGGGAGCAACUAGUGUUGACAAGUAUUAAGGAUUGUAUAUCAUGCACACUGUAUGAUGUUGAAAGAUGCCAUAUAUUUUCAAAAGAUGGGAAAAACAAGUUUUUGAACAUGCUA
This is a messenger RNA of Branchiostoma floridae (Florida lancelet), 1954 nucleotides long. Its product is annotated as serine/threonine-protein kinase/endoribonuclease ire-1-like. NCBI's taxonomy places the organism in Eukaryota, Metazoa, Chordata, Leptocardii, Amphioxiformes, Branchiostomatidae. Gene Ontology annotation, molecular function: ATP binding; protein serine/threonine kinase activity; RNA endonuclease activity. Gene Ontology annotation, biological process: intrinsic apoptotic signaling pathway in response to endoplasmic reticulum stress; mRNA processing; protein phosphorylation. The record is from RefSeq and is a predicted model, not a curated record. The transcript has a single exon. Gene Ontology annotation, cellular component: IRE1-TRAF2-ASK1 complex. The coding region runs from base 71 to 1492 and encodes 473 amino acids.